AUGAAGGUCAUACUUUCAGGCGCAACAGGCUUCAUCGGCGGCAAUGUCCUCAAGCGCCUCCUCGCCGUACCAUCGAUCACGCUCAUCGUUGCCCUAUCAAGACGGCCUCUGCAGACAUCCGACCCCAAGCUGAAGGUCGUUAUCCACAAAGACUUUCUCAAGUACGAUGAUGAGACUCUAGCCCAGCUUCAGGGCGCACAAGCUUGUAUAUGGUGUUUGGGCAAAGCAACGAGCGGGAAAGAAGUCCACAUGGACUAUACAAUGGCGGCAGCAAAUGCGUUCGAAGACAAGCUGUUGGGACACUUGGGAGGCGGCAGGAAGUUGAAAUUUGUAUAUCUCAGCGGUGCUCUGGCAGAGAAAGACCAGGACAAGACAGUAUGGCUGUUGGGAGGUGCGAGAAAGCUGAGGGGCGAAGUCGAGAACAAAGUCCUUGCCAUCCAGACUCAACACCCAGAUCACUGGCAGUCUUUCGUCGCCAGGCCGGCCUAUGUGACGGUCGGGGAGCCGAUCUUGCGAUUCGUGAUGCCGGGCAGCUACAUCCCAGUUGAAGAGCUCGCAGCUGCGUUGGUUGAUACGGCUGUGAACGGAUCCGAGACGGAGAGGCUGGAGAAUGUUGACUUGAGACGACGAGGACGAGCAGCACUCGCGACCAAGUCUUGA
Messenger RNA from Zasmidium cellare ATCC 36951, 660 nucleotides. RefSeq lists its product as uncharacterized. Bases 1 to 660 code for a protein of 219 amino acids. The transcript is spliced from 2 exons. NCBI's taxonomy places the organism in Eukaryota, Fungi, Ascomycota, Dothideomycetes, Mycosphaerellales, Mycosphaerellaceae. The record is from RefSeq and is a predicted model, not a curated record.